GAGUGGCGAGUAAACAUCUGCCAUCGAGAGCCAGUGCCAGUGGAAUAGAUAGAUUGGCGCUGCCCUUAAAGUUUCCUUACACGACCAGACGAAAAAGUGUACUCCGGCCAGCAUGGCAGCGACAUUGCGAAGAUUACAUGGCUUGAGAUUUCUAAAAUCUACGCCCGCCCUUAAUCUGCAGCAGGCAAAGAACCUGUCCUCGGCUACAAACUGGGCGAAUAGCCACAAAAAGCUGAUCGGCGCUGUUGGAGCCAUUACCGGCGGCGUUGGCGCUCUGCUUUUCGCACUCGAGCAAUCCGUGGAGGCAUCCGGCACUGAGGUGCACUCGCCGGCCCAGCCCUGGACUCAUCGCGGUCUCUUCUCCUCACUGGAUCACCAGAGCGUACGCCGAGGCUAUGAGGUGUACAAGCAGGUGUGCUCCGCCUGCCACUCGAUGCAGUACAUUGCCUACCGCAAUCUGAUUGGUGUCAGCCAUACCGAAGCCGAGGCUAAGGCUGAAGCCGAGCAGAUCACGGUUAAAGACGGUCCCGAUGAUACCGGCAACUACUACACCCGCCCCGGCAAACUGUCGGACUAUUUCCCAUCGCCGUAUCCCAAUGAGGAAGCGGCACGUGCUGCCAACAACGGUGCUUAUCCACCCGAUCUUAGCUACAUUGUGUCGGCUCGCAAGGGUGGCGAGGAUUACAUCUUUGCACUGCUAACGGGCUACCAUGAUGCGCCAGCUGGUGUUGUGCUGCGUGAGGGUCAGUACUUCAAUCCGUACUUCCCUGGCGGUGCCAUUUCCAUGGCACAAGUCUUGUACAAUGAGGUCAUUGAGUACGAGGAUGGCACACCGCCAACACAGAGUCAAUUGGCCAAGGAUGUGGCCACGUUCCUCAAGUGGACAUCCGAGCCGGAGCACGACGAUCGCAAGCAGCUGCUCAUUAAAGUAAUUGGCAUAUUGACCUUCCUGACUGCCAUUGCGUAUUAUAUUAAGCGACACAAGUGGUCCACCUUGAAGUCGCGAAAGAUCGUGUUCGUGCCCAAGGACAAGUAGAAUUGUUUAAAUUUGAUUUGACGUGAAUUGCAGUGUUAACGCGGCUUUAUCGACUAAUAAAUAAAUCAAUGUUAAGCAAAACAAAGUUCACACACACAAUUCAAUGUGGGAUUAACAGACACCCUAGCCCAUAACCAAUUGAACAGCAGGAACAACUACAACAACAAUUAAAAAACAUAAACCAAAAGCAUAGUGUUAAAAAAAUCGAUGUAGCAGCAGAUAUCGGCCGCUAAUUAAAAUUGAGAAAUGUAAUGGAAGAACACACCCACAAAUAAAAAGAAGAAGAAGAAAACCAGCGGCCUAGCUAAAUGAGAAUCAUGGAUAAUGUUACAUUUAUUGUAUAAAUCUAUAAUUCAAACUAUGUAUUUAAAUAAACCAAUUAAAAAAUUGAA
Messenger RNA from Scaptodrosophila lebanonensis, 1428 nucleotides. RefSeq names its product cytochrome c1, heme protein, mitochondrial (gene Cyt-c1). Gene Ontology annotation, biological process: mitochondrial electron transport, ubiquinol to cytochrome c. The transcript is spliced from 6 exons. The record is from RefSeq and is a predicted model, not a curated record. Lineage: Eukaryota; Metazoa; Arthropoda; Insecta; Diptera; Drosophilidae. Bases 113 to 1036 code for a protein of 307 amino acids. Gene Ontology annotation, molecular function: electron transfer activity; heme binding.